Rhinopithecus roxellana (golden snub-nosed monkey) is the source of this 951-nucleotide messenger RNA. Its product is annotated as olfactory receptor 2F2. Gene Ontology annotation, cellular component: membrane. The record is from RefSeq and is a predicted model, not a curated record. NCBI's taxonomy places the organism in Eukaryota, Metazoa, Chordata, Mammalia, Primates, Cercopithecidae. Gene Ontology annotation, molecular function: olfactory receptor activity; G protein-coupled receptor activity. Gene Ontology annotation, biological process: G protein-coupled receptor signaling pathway.
AUGGAAAUAGAUAACCAGACAUGGGUGAGAGAAUUUAUUCUUCUUGGCUUAUCUAGUGACUGGUACACUCAGGUCUCCCUCUUUUCCCUGUUCUUGGUCACAUAUCUCAUGACAGUGCUGGGGAACUGCCUCAUUGUUCUUCUGAUCGGACUGGACAGCCGACUCCACACUCCCAUGUAUUUCUUUCUCACCAACCUCUCACUUGAUGUCUCCUAUGCCACAAGUAUAGUCCCUCAGCUGCUGGCACAUUUUCUUGCAGAACAUAAAGCCAUCCCAUUUGCAAGCUGUGCAGCCCAGUUAUUUUUCUCCCUGGCCUUGGGUGGGAUUGAGUUUGUUCUCCUGGCAGUGAUGGCCUAUGACCGCUAUGUGGCUGUGUGUGACCCCCUGCGAUACUCAGCCAUCAUGCAUGGAGCGCUGUGUGCUAGGUUGGCCAUCACAUCCUGGGUCAGUGGCUCCAUCAACUCUCUUGUGCAGACUGCUAUCACUUUUCAGCUGCCCAUGUGCACUAACAAGUUUAUUGAUCAUAUAUCCUGUGAACUCCUAGCUGUGGUCAGGCUGGCUUGUGUGGACACCUCCUCCAAUGAGGCCACCAUCAUGGUGUCUAGCAUUGUUCUUCUGAUGACACCCUUCUGCCUGGUUCUUUUGUCCUACAUCCAGAUCAUCUCCACCAUCCUAAAGAUCCAGUCCAGAGAAGGAAGAAAGAAAGCCUUUCACACGUGUGCCUCUCACCUCACAGUGGUUUCCCUGUGCUAUGGCACAACCAUUUUCACUUACAUCCAGCCCCACUCUGGUCCCUCAGUCCUUAAAGAAAAGCUGAUCUCUGUCUUCUAUGCCAUUGUUAUGCCUCUGCUGAACCCUAUGAUUUAUAGUCUAAGGAAUAAAGAGGUGAAGGGGGCCUGGCAUAAACUAUUAGAGAAAUUCUCUGGGAUAACAUCAAAGCUGGCAACUUGA